This is a messenger RNA of Gossypium arboreum, 1359 nucleotides long. RefSeq lists its product as uncharacterized. Lineage: Eukaryota; Viridiplantae; Streptophyta; Magnoliopsida; Malvales; Malvaceae. The record is from RefSeq and is a predicted model, not a curated record. The transcript is spliced from 5 exons. Bases 1 to 1359 code for a protein of 452 amino acids.
AUGGUGUUAAGAACGACAGAGGAUAAGGAAAUAGUAGUGAUUGGUGAAUGUCGAAAUUAUCUGUCAAACGUGAUUUCCGCAUUAAGGGCUGAGAAGUUAGUACAAAAGGGAUGCGAAGCCUUUUUGGCUUACAUUAGUGACACGGAAGCUAAGGACCCUACUGUUGGAAAGUUGAGAACAGUUAGAGAAUUUCCAGAUGUCCUUCCUGAGGAGCUGCCUAGGUUGCCACCUAAUAGAGAAGUAGAAUAUGGAAUUGAGAUGUUACCUGGGACGGCACCAAUGUCAAUCACUCCUUAUCGGAUGGCAUCAAAAGAGUUGGUGGAACUUAAGGCACAAAUUCAGGAAUUGUUGGAUCAAGGAUUCAUCCGACCAAGUGCACUACGAGUUCUUGGUGAUGCCAUUCGGGCUAACGAACGCACUUGCCGCUUUCAUAGAUCUCAUGAAUCGAGUCUUUCAACCCUACUUGGAUCGAUGAACAAGCAGCAAGAGAGUUUUGAAAAACUCAAGAAAGUUUUAACGAAGGCCCCUGUGUUGAUUCAGCCAGUUUCUGGAAAGGAGUUUACGGUUUAUAGUGAUGCGUCGCAUGAUUAUGAUUGCAUGAUAAAAUACCACACUGGCAAAGCGAAUGUGGUAGCUGACGCGUUGAGUCGUAUGGUUAAGUCAGACCUGAGAGCUAUGCUUGCUCGUUUAAGCUUUUUGGAUGAUGGUAGCUUGUUAGCGGAGCUUCAAAUAAAGUCGAUGUCAGUCGAACAGAUAAGGAGUAAGCAAUUAAUGGAUGAAACCUUAGGUGCUCGUUUUAGACAGGUGGAGAGUGAGGAGACAUCGGACUUUGGGAUGAAUAGUGAAGGAGUAUUGUGUUUCCAUGGGAGAAUGUGUAUACCCAAGGACGAUAAUCUAAGGCAGUCCAUUCUGUGGGAAGCACAUAGUGAUCUCUAUACUAUGUAUCCUAGCAGAAACAAGAUGUAUCAGAAUUUGUGUGAGCUUUAUUGGUGGCCUAGACUUAAGUGUGAGGUUAUGGAGUUUGUAAGUAAGUGUUUGGUCUGUCAAAAGGUGAAGGCGGAACAUCAGUUGCCUUUGGGAUUGUUUCAGCCAGUCUCUCCGAGGAAGAAAGUGUUAAGGUUUGGAUGGAAGGGGAAGCUAAGUGCAAGUUUCUUUGGGCCAUAUCGGGUUGUAAGGCGGAUUGGGCCAGUCGCUUAUCAGCUAGAAUUACUUCCUGAACUGAGCCAGAUCCACGAUGUGUUCCAUGUUACUAUGCUGAGACGGUAUCACUUGGAUCCUUCCCAUGUCGUGGCGAUUGAAGAAAUCGAGGUCAGACUUGACCUAACUUUCAAGGAAGAGCCCAUACAGAUAAUUGGUUGA